Messenger RNA from Eutrema salsugineum, 1413 nucleotides. RefSeq names its product 1-aminocyclopropane-1-carboxylate synthase 5. The record is from RefSeq and is a predicted model, not a curated record. Gene Ontology annotation, biological process: amino acid metabolic process; biosynthetic process. Gene Ontology annotation, molecular function: pyridoxal phosphate binding; transaminase activity; 1-aminocyclopropane-1-carboxylate synthase activity. NCBI's taxonomy places the organism in Eukaryota, Viridiplantae, Streptophyta, Magnoliopsida, Brassicales, Brassicaceae. The transcript is spliced from 3 exons. The coding region runs from base 1 to 1413 and encodes 470 amino acids.
AUGAAACAGCUUUCGACAAAAGUGACAAGCAAUGGUCAUGGACAAGACUCAUCCUAUUUUUUGGGAUGGGAAGAGUACGAGAAGAAUCCUUACGACGAGAUCCAAAAUCCUAAUGGAAUGAUCCAGAUGGGUCUUGCCGAAAAUCAGCUAUGUUUCGACCUAAUCGAGUCAUGGUUAGCUAAAAACCCAGACGCAGCUAGUCUAAAGAGGAACGGUCAAUCCAUUUUCAGAGAGCUUGCUCUCUUUCAAGACUAUCACGGCAUGCCUGAAUUCAAAAAAGCUAUGGCUGAUUUUAUGGAAGAGAUAAGAGGAAACAGAGUAACGUUCGAUCCGAAAAAGAUUGUUUUAGCAGCUGGUUCUACCUCUGCAAACGAAACUCUCAUGUUUUGUCUCGCAGAGCCAGGCGAUGCUUUCCUUUUGCCUACUCCUUACUAUCCUGGAUUUGAUAGAGAUCUUAAAUGGAGAACCGGAGCUGAGAUUGUGCCAAUUCAUUGCUCAAGCUCUAAUGGCUUCCAAAUCACGGAAUCAGCUCUGCAACAAGCUUACCAACAAGCCCAGAAACUUGAUCUCAAAGUCAAAGGAGUUCUUGUCACGAAUCCAUCUAACCCACUUGGCACUGCGUUGACCAGACGUGAACUUAACCUUCUCGUUGAGUUCAUCACUUCCAAGAACAUCCAUCUCAUUAGCGACGAGAUCUACUCAGGCACUAUGUACGGGUUUGAACAGUUCAUAAGCGUAAUGGAUGUCUUGAAAGACAAGAAACUAGAGAACACCGAGGUUUCGAAACGAGUCCACGUCGUUUAUAGCCUUUCAAAAGAUUUGGGACUUCCUGGUUUCCGCGUGGGAGCGAUCUACUCCAACGAUGAAAUGAUCGUUUCCGCGGCUACUAAAAUGUCAAGCUUCGGUCUUGUUUCUUCUCAAACACAAUACCUUCUUUCUGCAUUGCUCUCAGACAAGAAGUUCACAAGCCAAUACCUCGAAGAGAACCAGAAACGCCUCAAGUCCAGACAGAAACGCCUCGUGUCUGGUCUUGAGUCCGCGGGGAUCACUUGCCUGCGAAGCAACGCGGGGUUAUUCUGUUGGGUCGACAUGAGACACCUCUUGGACACAAACACAUUCGAAGCUGAGCUUGACCUCUGGAAAAAGAUUGUUUACAACGUGAAACUAAACAUCUCGCCCGGUUCGUCCUGUCACUGCACCGAACCGGGUUGGUUUAGGGUCUGUUUCGCUAAUUUGAGCGAGGAUACACUCGAUUUGGCCUUGAAGCGGCUCAAAACUUUCGUAGAGUCCACAGACUGUGGACGGAUGAUAUCAAGAAGCAGCCAUGAAAGGCUCAAGAGUUUGAGGAAGAAGACAGUCUCUAACUGGGUUUUCCGGGUUUCAUGGUCCGACCGUGUACCUGAUGAGCGAUGA